GGCCGGCGGCAGCUCGGGGGCCUUUGGGACUGGACCGUCGCGCGGCAACGCCGGCGCCGGCGGAAAUGGGGCUGGCGUCCCGCGGAGCGGCCGCUGCGGGGUGGGGGCCGCGAGUGCUGCCGUCUGCCCCGCCCGCCCGACGCCGGCCGCAGCCCCGUCCCGAUCCCGCUGGCGCGCGUGGCCCUGGGCGGCAGCCGGUAAACUUUGUAGAAGAAGUGUAAUACACACAGAGAAGGCGCACAAAUCACCUGUGUGCAGCUCGACGAGCUUUCCCAAAGCGAACGCACCGUGUGAGUGGCUCCCGAGGGCGUCUGUUCACUCUCGGCCAGUCGUGUUCUUUUCCGACAGGAGCGCAUUCCCAGCAUGGUGCUCAAGGCCUUCUUCCCCACAUGCUGCGCCUCAGCGGACAGCGGCCUGCUGGUUGGACGGUGGGUCCCGGAGCAGAGCAGCGCUGUGGUCCUGGCUGUGGUGCACUUUCCCUUCAUCCCCAUCCAGGUCAAGGAGCUCCUGGCCCAGGUGCAGCAGGCCAGCCGGGUAGGUGUGGCCGUGCUGGGCACCUGGUGCCACCGCCGGCAGGAGUCCGAGGAGAGCCUAGGCCACUUCCUGGAGGGCCUGAGUGCCAUCUUCUCCCACGAGCCCUGGCUGCAGCUGUGCCGGGAGAGGGGCAGCAAGUUCUGGAGCUUCAAGGCCACCCACCGGCAGGUGCCCGCCUCCCCGGGUGCCCCUGGCCAGGACCAGGUCAUGCUCAUCUUCUAUGAUCAGCGCAAGGUGCUGCUGUCCCAGCUGCACCCGCCUGCAGCUCUGCCUGACCACCAGGCUGGGGAUGCCACGGCCAGUGCUGGGGGCCUGGCUGCUGUCUUUGACACUGUGGCACGCAGUGAGGUGCUCUUCCGAAGUGACCAGUUCGACGAGGGUCCCGUGCGGCUGAGCCACUGGCAGUCAGAGGGCGUGGAGGCCAGCAUCCUUGUGGAGCUGGCCAAGCAGGCUUCGGGGCCCAUCUGCCUGCUGCUGGCCUGCCUGCUGUCGCUCAUCUCAGCUGCCAGCACCUCCCGGGUGUUCAAGCUGUGGCCACUCUCCUUCAUUUGGAGCAAACUCUCCACAUGUGAGCAGCUCAGGCACCGGCUGGGGCAGCUCACGCUCAUCUUCAGUACCCAGAAGGCCGAGAACCCUGCCCAGCUGAUGAGGAAGGCCAACAUGCUUGUGUCCGUGUUCCUCGACGUGGCCCUCGGCCUUGCGCUGCUGUCCUGGCUUCAUGGGAAGGACCGCAUUGGGCAGCUGGCCGAUGCCCUUGUCCCCGUAGCUGACCACGUGGCCGAAGAGCUGCAGCAUCUGUUGCAGUGGUUGAUGGGCGCACCUGCUGGGCUCAAGAUGAACCGGGCGCUGGACCAGGUGCUGGGCCGCUUCUUCCUGUACCACAUCCACCUGUGGAUCAGCUACAUCCACCUCAUGUCCCCCUUCAUCGAGCGCAUCCUGUGGCACCUGGGCCUGUCAGCCUGCCUGGGCCUGACGGUGGCCCUGUCCAUCCUGUCAGACAUCAUCGCCCUCCUCACCUUCCACAUCUACUGCUUCUACGUCUACGGUGCAAGGCUAUACUGCAUGAAGAUCUGUGGCCUGUCCUCACUCUGGCGUCUUUUCCGGGGGAAGAAGUGGAACGUUCUGCGCCAGCGGGUGGACUCCUGCUCCUACGACCUGGACCAGUUGUUCAUCGGGACUCUGCUCUUCACCAUCCUGGUCUUCCUCCUUCCUACCACGGCCCUAUACUACCUGGUGUUCACCCUGCUCCGGCUCCUGGUGGUCACUGUGCAGGGUCUGAUCCAUCUGCUCGUGGACCUUGUCAACUCCCUGCCGCUGUACUCACUCGGCCUCCGGCUCUGCCGGCCCUACAGACUUGCAGCUGGCGUGAAGUUCCGAGUCCUGGAGCACGAGGCUGGCAGGCCCCUCCGCCUCCUGAUGCAGAUAAACCCACUGCCGUACAGUCGUGUGGUGCACACCUACCGCCUCCCCAGCUGUGGCUGCCACCCCAAGCACUCCUGGGGCUCCCUGUGCCGCAAGCUGUUCUUCGGGGAGCUCAUCUACCCCUGGAGGCAGAGAGGGGACAAGCAGGACUGAGGGGCUCUGGCCAUUGGCCCACCUAGCACCAACGCCCAACCACAGUCAGCCCUCCACACUGCCAGGGUGCUGCUGACCAUCGGGCAGCUUGCGUCCCACAUGGUGGCCGGGCCCCGCUCUUUGCCUUCCAUGCCCCCAGCUGUCUGGGGCCUCCACAGGCCCUGCUGGGGCCCUGCCUGUCACAUCUCCCAACUCCGAGGUCGUGGGGGUGGUGAGCAGGAGGAUUCAGGGGUGGCCAGCCAGGCCAGCCAGCCUGUACUCCAUUCCUAGAACUGUUUGCCUUGGGACCCCUUCCUGAUCUAUUGUGAUGGCACUGUUAACCCAGUGCCCACCAGCCCCCCAGGAGCCCUGCCCUGCCCCCUCACCUCACUUCCAGACCCCUGGCAAGGUUUGUAGAACCCCCACCUCUGCCCACCAUGCCUGUUCCUGGUGGGGUGUGCUGGCAGGUCUUCCUGGUUGCUCCCCAGUGGCCACACCCUGUACUGGGGCAGAGGAACCCCUCCCAGAUGUACUCAACGGUCCUUGAGACUCUGACCUGCAAGUAUCUCCUCCCUUUGGGGUUUUUCUGCAGGGUGCACUCCUGGGUCCCUGAUAUCUUCCAGCUGCCUCAGUGGCACAACGGCCAGUCAACCUGGGGAUCCAGGCAGCUGCUGACGCCAGCCUAAACCUGCAGCCCCAGUGAGCAAGGGCCCUCCGGGAAGCUGGGUGGCAGCGCCCCUCAUGCCUGAGUUCUUGGUGCUCCCCGGAGAGAUUUCUUUGCAGGAGGAGCCACUCGCAGGCCUUUGGGAGGCCCUGUGUGCAGCCAGGCCAUGUGGGGUGCCUGAAGCUGCCUUGUUGGAAGCCAAGCACCUGCCCACCUGGCUGCCCCAUUCCUGCCCUGUGCCCCACAGGAAUAGGCCCCUUGGGCAGAUCUUCAUUCCCCUUCACUGGCUCCUCAGGGAAGCAGGCAGCUCCUGGGCAGAUGCUUCUGCAGCACCCCCUGGGCAGGGGCGGGGGUGUCCAGCACUGUGGCUGCGUCUGCCUGCUGGCUGCCAGCAGAAUCUAAGUGUGAGUGAGCCCCGGAACCUGGGGGAGGAGGCCUGGAGAGGUAGAGGGUGUCACGUGUGGCUUGUCAUCUUGGAGUUGGAAACAUCCGUAGGCAGGGGGCCAGUGCUCCCUGUCCAUCAUGGGCACUUGGGACUGUCCACCUCUGCUGCCUGAGCCUUGGUGCAGGCCACAGUGGGGGGCCCUGAGCAAGUCCCCACCAGCUAGAGUCAGGCAGGACAGGUCCCGAUUCUGCCUUUUUGUGCUGUGACAAUAAAGCUUCCCGCGUGUUUGGAGUGUGA
This is a messenger RNA of Equus quagga, 3434 nucleotides long. RefSeq names its product phosphatidylinositol glycan anchor biosynthesis class Q (gene PIGQ). Gene Ontology annotation, biological process: GPI anchor biosynthetic process. Gene Ontology annotation, cellular component: endoplasmic reticulum; membrane. The coding region runs from base 364 to 2109 and encodes 581 amino acids. NCBI's taxonomy places the organism in Eukaryota, Metazoa, Chordata, Mammalia, Perissodactyla, Equidae. The record is from RefSeq and is a predicted model, not a curated record. The transcript is spliced from 12 exons.